UUUCUUUAUGAAUGAAGUACCCACUUUAUUUACAUAUUAUUCUAAUUCUACUACGUCAGCGAUUAUGUUAAUAAUCGGCGGACACUGCACUAAUUGUUUUUAAACGAAAUCUAAACGUUGACAAUAAACAAGUUUGACAACAACAACACAAAAAUGUCAAAUACAGCUGUGAAAUUGCGAACCCAUUCAGCCAGUAUAAUUAUUGUCUAAAAAUAAAAAUAUAACACAUCUAAAUUAAUUCUAAAAGAUGGAGUUUGCCUAAAACGGCGUCGUUAAUAUUGUCUACGUAGAAAAAUCUCAAGCAUUCACAAUUUCUAGGUCCUUUUCAUAGACCCGUUAAAAAGAAGCCUUACAUAGGGACACUGUGUUACCUAGUAACUUUUAUUGUGGAGGUCAGAUAGACAGUCGCUCUGUAACAUACGAUGUUCAAUUGUCAUAAAAGCUUGAAAUUAAUCUCUUAAAUUAAAAAAAUAUAAUUAUGUUGUAGAUGUUGUGUGUACCUAUAAUAGGCAAGCAUACGAGAAACGAUGGUAUUCCUGUUUUGAUUCAUACUAAAUGUAUGUUAUGCUGUUGGUAUACCUAAAAAUAAAUAAAUAAAUCUCAACAUAUUUUAAAAGAUUUUAAUAUACUUCAUAAUGAUGGAUUAAAACUGUGUAAAUAGUUUUGUGGGCAUCUAAUUUAGUGAUUAAUGUAACCUACAUGAAAGAAAUAAAGACUUUGAACUUGAAAAUGAUGGAUGACACUGAAUUGAAACAUGAAUUUAUAAAUGAUGGCCAAUGCUUUGUUUGUUUGUCUGUUGGCCGAAAGUUAUUUAAUUUAGGAGAAUAUAUUGAUGUAUUUAAGAAGAUAACUGCAGAUUUGGAGUAUCAGAAUCACUUACCUUUAGAAGAAGUCCAGAUAUGUUGGGAAUGUUAUGCUUUUCUAAGGAGGUUGAAUCAGUUUUUAUUAAAAGUAAAUAAAGCAUAUGAACUCUUUGCUUUAGGACAGAACUAUAUACAUGGAUCUCAAUCUAAUUUAACGACUAUUAUACUGAAUGAGUCAUACCCACAAACAUUGUAUUUAGCUGAUGUUGUCAUGGCAACCGAUGUAAACAGCGCAGUCAAGAAUGAUGGCUUUGAUGAUUUGACAGAUGACCUUAAUACUGGAGAUUUAUUCAUAGAUGAAAUUAAAAUUGAAGAUGGUAAAAAAGAUGAAAAUAAGGAAAUGUCAGAUCCGAAAAAACCGAGAAACAAUCGUUGGGCAAAACAAAGAGCUUUACAAAAUAAAAAGCCAAAAUUCAAAAUUAUUACAGAAUAUACAAAAGAUAGUUUUAAAAACAUAGAAAUAGAUGAGAAAGAGUUAAGGUUAUAUUUAGAGAGAGAGAGGAAGAGUGAACAAUAUAUAUCGAAACAGUUUAAAUGCGAAACGUGUGUGAUAGCAUUUGAAAAUGAGGAUUUAAUGAAACAACAUGAAAACAUGUUACAUGACCAGUCAAAACCAUAUCCUUGUGAUAUAUGCAACUCAAGAUACUUGAAAAAGCGACAUCUAGCGGUCCACAUACGGAAUCAUUACAAGAAAUACUUGUGCACAGUUUGCGAUUAUGCGACUUGCGACAAAUCGCAGCGACAAUCGCAUUAUAAGAAACACAAGAGAGUCUUUCAAUGCAUAAAGUGUAAAUUGAAAUUUAGCUGCCGCAAAGAAUUCUUUCAACAUCACAAGGAUUGGCAUGAGCUAUUCAUAUGCGAUCACUGCGGAAUCAGUUUCAAAAUGAGAUACUGUAUUAAAGAUCAUAUGAGAAAACAACAUUCCCCACACAAAUGCGAGCCCUGCAACCGCACGUUCACUCGAUACAACGGCCUCUGGCUACACAACAAGCUGACUCACGCGGCACCGAACCCGCGAUACUGCGUUGAAUGCGACACUCACUACCCGGACAGACACCGGUACCAGUGGCACUUGGCUAAUAGCGCAAGACAUCGGAAGCGGAGGGGGAGUAGGAUACCUUGCCCGGGCUGCGACAAAAUCUUCUCCAAGAAUAUAUACAUGAAGGAUCACUAUAAUUUGGUACAUUUGAAAAACUAUAAAUACAGAUGUGAGGAAUGCAAUAAGAAUUUCAUUCGCAAUGCAGACCUAGUGAAACACAAGCGUCGUAUCCAUGAAGGUAUAAAACCGCCCAAGAAUAAGAUCUGCUACGUCUGUGGAAAGGGUUUCUCCCUCUUCAAACUGAACUCAAUCAAUCUCCUCAUAUGCUGGGAGUGCAAGGCCCUCUUAGAUAAGAGUUUGGCUUUCAGGGAACAGGUCCAGGACUCCUACAGGAUACUACAGACUUAUACCAAUGAGAACCUUCACGAAUGCCUCCUCUCAGAGGUGACUAGGCCUCCGCGCUUGAAGAUACACGUCAGUGACUCAGUAGACAUAGCGCCGGCGGACGGCAGUGCGGGUAGCGGGUUUGAGGAGGUGCCGGUCAUAUGCGUCAAGGAUGAGGUCAAAAAUGAAAUGAAGGAUCCGUGGGAUAGUGAUAAAGAUGAAGAUAUAGAUCACCUAGAAGACGAUUGUCCCCUAACAGACAGCUCAGACUGCACAAAAAAUCUAGAUUCUGAACUCCAGACUAUAAUAAGUACUAUAAAGAGAGAUAAAAAGAAAAAGACUGACGUCAAACACAAAAUAAAGAGACCUAAGAAGAUCGUGAAGAAUUUGAAGACAGAGAAAAAGCCAAAACUCAAAGAUCCAGAUCAAAAGAUUCUAACAAUAGAGUUGACGUACGAGGAACUCAUGCAAGAGAGAGAGAAAGAGUCGACAAGAGAAGUGUACCUCAAAUCGGAGUAUAAAUGUGAGAGUUGUCUAAUCGGCUUCAACUAUAAAAAGUCGUAUCAAGCUCAUGUCACUGCCAAACAUUCAUUGGAGCUUGGUGAAUAUAUCUGUCCUAUUUGUAAAACUAUAAUAGCUUCAGUUGAAUCAUUUACGGCGCAUUAUAAAAGACAUAUGAGAAGAUAUGAAUGCAGUAUUUGUCAGAAACGCACUCUAGAUAUGAAAGUAAUGCAACAACAUUAUUAUUCUACGCACGAGAUAUCUUUAAAGGAAUAUAAAUGUAACCUUUGUGGGAAAAUAUCGAACUCUAUAGACACACAUCGUUACCAUAAAGACACUCAUAAAGCCAGAGUGCAGUGCACAGAGUGUGACAAAACCUUCAGGCAUAGAGCAGGACUCAUGAACCAUAGACUUGCAGUCCAUGAGUUUCACAACGCGUUCCCUUGUACCAUUUGUGAUAAAGUGUUUCGUUGGAAAACUAGUCUUAAACGGCAUUUAGAAAAACAUGAAGUUAAGGCAAAGUCGUCUACAGCGGCCGCCUACUGUCUAAUGUGUAACGUUAGUUUCUCAUCGCUCUGUUCAUAUCAGAGACACAUGAAAAACAGCUUGAAACAUGUCACACAGGAUCAGCUGAAGUUCAUAUGCGAUCAUUGCAACAAGAGGUUCGCCGAUAAAACUAAGCUACGCGAUCAUAUUGAAGAAAAACACUUACAUAAGACUUACCAAUGCCAUAUUUGUCUAAAGCCAUCCAAAAACCGCGUGGGAUUAGAUCAGCACAUUCGCAACGUCCACAAAGGAAGACCGAAUAAUAAAAUGUGUCAUCACUGUGGGAAAGGAUUUCCUACUAAAGUCCAACUGGAAUCUCACAUUCGCACUCACACUGGUGAACGUCCUUUCAUUUGUGAAUAUUGUCCGACAACGUUUUCGCAACAGUCUAAUUUAUAUAAGCAUAAUAGACAGGUACAUCUGAACAUCAAAUCCAAACGUUACCCCAUAUGCAAGCGGAAAGACGAAAAACCACCGGAAGUGACGAUACCGGAUAGCUGUGAACCUGUCGACCCGUACAGGAACGUAUCCAUGUUAUAUACAGACAGAGGUUUCGUUAUAUAAAGGCAUUAAUUAUAUUAAGACAGUUUCCUCGAAAUUUCGACCCCUUUUUCUCUGUUGUAGCUGCAAAAAUAUUACUAUGAUGAAGUCGGAUCAAAACUUUAUUUGUUGAUCCAAGGUGUACCUUCAUGCCUUCUUUCAUGCCACAUGACCCUAUUUUAAAUUUCCCGCGACUCGAAAAGUCCCUGCUUCAUGCAGUCGCUCGUCCCUCGAUACCUGGCGCGGCCUCAUGGAGUCGCUCGUCGCUCGUAUCCAGCGACAAAUAUUAUGAUCACGUGGCUCCAUUUUAGAUUUCCCGCGACCCUGUGUUGCUGAUUUUCUAACCUCAUUCGUACCCCGUGGUAGUGAUACAAAUUAAGGAAAUAGAAUUGCACAAAAAUAACGAUAUAUUGAUGUUUCAUUUUUUCGAUUUUUCGAUGCCGUUAUUUACGGGAAUUAAUUUAGAGACCGUCACAGUACCAUUUUGUAUCGACUUGUCUCGCCGCUCAGUCUCGAUCGUUUUUCUUUUCUCUAUUCUACACUAAAUUCAUUACCUAUGAUCUUAUCCCAGCGACAAAGCUCAACAUUUUGAGCUUUAUCGCUACAUAUCACGUGAUCAGAUUUGUCGCUGCAAACGAGCGACGAGCGACUAUGAGGCUACGCCUUAAUGCGAUGUAAUAAUGGUCGUUCCUUGUCUACUAUAACGUAUAAAUCAUUGUAAUUAUAAAAUCAUAUUUAUUCAUAUGUAGUAGUUUUGUAUUGUGCA
Trichoplusia ni (cabbage looper) is the source of this 4639-nucleotide messenger RNA. Its product is annotated as zinc finger protein 62 homolog. The coding region runs from base 700 to 3897 and encodes 1065 amino acids. Gene Ontology annotation, biological process: regulation of transcription by RNA polymerase II. NCBI's taxonomy places the organism in Eukaryota, Metazoa, Arthropoda, Insecta, Lepidoptera, Noctuidae. Gene Ontology annotation, cellular component: nucleus. Gene Ontology annotation, molecular function: DNA-binding transcription factor activity, RNA polymerase II-specific; RNA polymerase II transcription regulatory region sequence-specific DNA binding; zinc ion binding. The transcript is spliced from 22 exons. The record is from RefSeq and is a predicted model, not a curated record.